This is a messenger RNA of Sardina pilchardus (European sardine), 897 nucleotides long. RefSeq names its product caspase recruitment domain-containing protein 8-like. Lineage: Eukaryota; Metazoa; Chordata; Actinopteri; Clupeiformes; Clupeidae. The coding region runs from base 104 to 640 and encodes 178 amino acids. The record is from RefSeq and is a predicted model, not a curated record. The transcript has 4 exons. Gene Ontology annotation, biological process: regulation of apoptotic process. Gene Ontology annotation, cellular component: canonical inflammasome complex.
AACAAUCUUCCUGGAAUGAAGUCUUCAGCUGCUGAGUCCCACUGAACUGAACUGAGACCCCAGAAGUCUUGAAAAGGAACCCUACACUGCGGACUUUACAAACAUGGCAGACACCCUUCGCCAGAUCCUGCUGGAGCUAUCGGACGAUGAACUGGAAGACUUCAAGUUCUACCUAACCAAGCAGGAUAAACCGAUUCCACGUGGGAAGCACGGUACUACUGUAAUACAGCUGGUGCAGAGCAUGGAACGGGUCUAUACGGAACAAGGUUCCAUUGUUGUAGCUCUACAAAUUUUGGAAAAAAUGGAUUUCACACAAAUUGUAGAAAAAUAUAAGCAACAUAACGAAAGUGUUCCAGGGCCCAGUCAGGAUCAGGGGCAGAGCAAUUUGAACUUCUUCAGCAAGCACAAGGCCACACUGGAGAAGCGAAUGCCCAUACUCGGUAAUGUCCUCAACCAGCUGGAGGCAGACAAAGUUCUGGACGCAGAGGAGCGGGAGACGGUGGAGGCCGAACAAAUUUCUGUCAAACGGAACCGUGCUCUGAUCGUCAUGCUCGAUCGGAAGGGAGAAAAGGCUCAAGAGAAGUUUUAUCAGAUUCUGAAGAAAACCGAUCCUCACCUCGUGGAAGAUCUUGAAUCUUGAUCUUGAGUAGCUCAGAAUAGCAGGAAGAUGUAUACAUUUGUUUACAUUUUUUGCCAAAUGUAUUUUCAUGAAUCUUUUUUUAUCCAAAUGAAUUUGAUUAGCUUCAACAGAUUUGUGUGUGAACACCUUGCAGCAUUUUUAACUCUUUGAUUUGGCUGUAUUGGGACAUGUCAUCAAGUAAAUGUUGCCAAUAUAAAUGGCUUAUGUCAUGUUUUGUUUUCUAUAAUCUCUGAAAUAAAUACACUGAAUGAACCUCA